AUGGCGAAACAGUAUCAGCUUCCCUUUCAGCUGGAUGACCCAACUCUGCUGCACUUCGACUCCUUCAUCAACAACGAAUGGGUUACAGCAGCCGAUGGCAGCAGAUUUGAAGUCUCUGACCCAGGCACCUCGCUACCAUGGGCCAGCUGUCCCAAUAAUUCCGCCAUCGAUGUCCCGAAGGCCGUCGAAUCCUCCCAUGCCGCCUUCGAAAAGUUCAAAAAAAUAAACCCCCGCAUCAGAGCUCAGCUGCUGAUGAAAUGGGACGGUCUGAUCCGCGACGCACGGUCGGAUCUGGCCAAAAUCCUCACCCACGAGACUGGAAAGCCAAUUGCGGAGGCGUACGGCGAAAUCGACUACGCCCUAGGCUUCACAUGGUGGUUUGCAGGCGAGGCAGAGAGAAUCCAGGGUGGAAUUUCCAUCCCCUCAGCAGCCAACAGACGUGUAUUUACCAUCAAGCAGCCCAUUGGUGUCGCGGCGGCAUUGAUCCCAUGGAACUUUCCCAUCGCCAUGGCAUUGCGAAAGGCCGCUGCAGCCUUCGCCGCCGGCUGCACGAUGAUCAUCAAGCCCAGCCCGAAACACAAUUACCACUCUCGUUAUAGCCCAUCUCGCCCUAAAGGCGACUUUCCACUGCGUCUCAACCGAAGCGCUCUGCAAGCACCCCCUCGUCAAGAAAGUGACGUUCACCGGCUCCACCGCUUUGUUGGAAAAUUAAUUGCCGCCCACUGCGCCCCGGGCCUGAAAAAAGUCACCCUGGAACUGGGCGGGAACUGCCCCUUCAUCGUCUUCGACGAUGCAAACCUCGAGCAAGCCCUGGACCAGCUCAUGGCUCUCAAAUGGCGCCAUGCCGGCCAGGCCUGCGUCACGGCCAACCGCAUCUACGUCCAGAGCGGCGUGUACGAGAAGUUCAGCCAGAUGCUCAAGGAAAGAACCAGCGCCCUUGUCGUGGGCCAUGGGGCCGAUCCAAACACCAACAUAGGCCCCGUAACCACCCCACGCAGUCUCGAUAAGGCUUCUAGCCAGGUCGAGGAUGCGGUUAAACUGGGCGGGAAAGUAAUUUUGGGCGGCGGUCGGAAAAAGGACUGUGGCGGCGGCUAUUUUUUUGAGCCUACCAUCAUUACGGACAUGAAGGCGGAUAUGUUGAUCUCGCGUGAGGAGACGUUUGCGCCGAUCGCGGCUCUGUAUAGGUUUGAGACGGAAGAGGAGGCUGUGAAAUGGGCAAAUGACACCAGUAUGGGCUUGGCGAGCUAUGCGUUUACGAAGAAUGUAGAUCGUUUGUGGAGGAUGCUGGAGAAUCUGGAGGCGGGCAUGAUCGGGUUGAAUACUGGUAACUCGUCUGCUGCGGAAUCUCCAUUCGGUGGCAUCAAAGAAUCUGGGUAUGGCAAGGAGAGCGGCAAGGACGUUGCUGUUGCGGAAUAUUUGAUCACCAAAACCGGCACUUUUACCGUGGAGGGCCAGUACUAG
This is a messenger RNA of Histoplasma mississippiense, 1461 nucleotides long. RefSeq lists its product as hypothetical. NCBI's taxonomy places the organism in Eukaryota, Fungi, Ascomycota, Eurotiomycetes, Onygenales, Ajellomycetaceae. The transcript is spliced from 5 exons. Gene Ontology annotation, molecular function: succinate-semialdehyde dehydrogenase (NAD+) activity. The coding region runs from base 1 to 1461 and encodes 486 amino acids. The record is from RefSeq and is a predicted model, not a curated record.